Molecule: messenger RNA, 1003 nt
Organism: Abrus precatorius (Indian licorice)
Lineage: Eukaryota; Viridiplantae; Streptophyta; Magnoliopsida; Fabales; Fabaceae
Product: putative lipoate-protein ligase A
Exons: 4
Coding region: 157-939 (260 amino acids)
Biological process (GO): protein modification process
Cellular component (GO): mitochondrion
Source: RefSeq, a predicted model, not a curated record
GCGAGAUGGAGGCUCUUAUUAAAAGGCUAAAGCUUUGAGUUUAAGUCUGAGAAUACACUUAUUUGAUCUUUAGUCUUUUAUUAUAAGUGACCACGUGUCAUUUAUGAAUGUCUUCAUUGAUUUCAUUCAAUUGCAGAAUCAAAGCACUGGAUAACAAUGGCUAUGAUGGGCAAGGCUAAAGAAGCAGGGGUUCCAUUGAUGAAGCUGGUUAAGUUGAGAGGGAUGCCUAUUUUGCAGCAAUUGCAUUUAGAGGAACGGCUGCUUCGAACCAGUUCAGAUAAUUGGUGCCUUAUUAAUGAUGGAACCAGUUCCCCUGCCAUUGUAAUGGGCUUAUCUGGGAAACUUUCAGAACUUGUUGAUGUCAAGUCUGUGUUGCGAGAUCAUAUACCCAUCAUCAGAAGGUUCACUGGGGGAGGAACUGUUAUUGUUGAUCAUGACACUAUAUUUGUUACCCUGAUAUGCAAUAAAGAUGCUGUUUCAAAUGUGCAACCCUUUCCCCGCUCCAUCAUGUCGUGGAGUGGUCUAUUAUACAGUGAAGUUUUUGAAGGGCUUUCUGAUUUCCAUCUCCGUGAGAAUGAUUAUGUGUUUGGCGAUCACAAGUUUGGUGGUAAUGCUCAAUCUAUAACCAAGCACCGGUGGAUACACCACACAUCUUUUUUAUGGGAUUAUGAGGUCAAGAACAUGUCUUAUCUCAAGUUACCAGCAAAGGCUCCUAAGUAUCGAUUAACAAGAAGUCACACAGAUUUUGUUUGUCGAAUGAAGGAGUAUUUGCCAAGAUCAGAAUUUAUAGAGAGAACUAUUAAGGCGAUUGGAACCCAAUUUUCUGUGAAAUCCAUUAGCUUGGAGUCCAUAGAAGUUCCCCAUGUUUCUGAAUACGUUCAUACCACUAAGCUUCUCACAGGACAGGAAAUUCAGGAAGCAUGCACUAUGGAAACUUGAAAAAGUAGUUACAGAGGGAUUGAAUUCAUAUCUAUUUGGGAAUUGAAGAUAUUGCUGUGGAGAU